AUGCCGCUGUUCCUCACUUUCAUCGAUUUAAAGAAAGCCUUUCAUACAGUUGAGACCGAUGCGGUUAUGGAGGCUUUGGGCAACCAAGGCGUCCCUAUUCCAUACAUAAAGAUACUUCGUGAGUUGUACAGCAACUUCACGACCAAUGUUUCGCCAUUCUACAAUGUCAUAAUCGAUGUGAAUAGAGAGUGCCAUGAUGCGAUGAGAGGAUUGGAACAUGGGAGAUUGCAACAUGACAUGGAAGUGAAUAUUGACGGCCGGCAUUUACACCAUCUUCGUUUCGCUGAUGACAUCGUUCUCAUAACAACAAGCAUCAACCAGGCGGAACGGAUGCUGGCCGAAUUUGAUGAAACGUGUCGGGAAAUCAACAUGAUGAACGACCUGACCUCCGAGCUGGGCAGAAGGGCACGAGCAGCUUGGGAAGCAUUCAAGAGCAUCGAGGAUGUAGUGAAGAGGACCAAGAACAUCCGGCUCCGCGCUCACCUAUUCAGCACCACCGUUCUUCCUGCUUUGACCUACGCUCCUACGCUUCAGAAACGUGGGCGUUUCGCAAGCAACCGAACGAUAGAACGCGGAAGAUGA
This is a messenger RNA of Necator americanus (New World hookworm), 582 nucleotides long. RefSeq lists its product as uncharacterized. The record is from RefSeq and is a predicted model, not a curated record. NCBI's taxonomy places the organism in Eukaryota, Metazoa, Nematoda, Chromadorea, Rhabditida, Ancylostomatidae. Bases 1 to 582 code for a protein of 193 amino acids. The transcript has 3 exons.